This is a messenger RNA of Trifolium pratense (red clover), 444 nucleotides long. Its product is annotated as RING-H2 finger protein ATL80-like. The record is from RefSeq and is a predicted model, not a curated record. NCBI's taxonomy places the organism in Eukaryota, Viridiplantae, Streptophyta, Magnoliopsida, Fabales, Fabaceae. The transcript has a single exon. Bases 1 to 444 code for a protein of 147 amino acids.
AUGAAUGUUGAUCACAACACUAUCUUCUUGUACGACAACUUCAAGUAUGUGCCUACUUAUAUAUUAAACCCGGUUCUAUGUCAAUUGGGAGAUUAUGCGAGACGAAUGGUUGCACUCAAUACGGAAAGAUGUGGAACUUGGGAGAUGAAGGUGUUUCUUCAUGUUACCUCAUGCAUGAAUGAAGGUAUUGCACUCGAUACGAAUGAUAAUGGUCAACAAAUUGCGGAUUUGUUGGAUAAAUUGAAAGUUCGUCCUCCUUCUUCAAAUCCUAUCGAUCGAUGUUCAAUUUGUUUGGAGGAGUAUUGCGAGGGAUCAGAUUCGGAACUCAUUUAUACAGAAUGCUCUCAUAUUUUUCAUGAAGAGUGUAUUGGCAAGUGGCUUCAUCAAUGCGAAGAUCGUUCAUCUUCUUACUCGUGUCCAAUGUGUCGACGUGAGAUAAUAUGA